GGAAGGCCCCGCCGCCAUGGCGCCGCCCGCUGUCAAGAAGAAGCAAAAUUAUGCUAGCAUACAUGAGGCAGUGAAAACCGGUGACGUAGAGCAGCUUGCACAAAUGGUAAAAAGUGGAACCAACAUUAAUGAAGUGGAUUUAGUCCAUAAAUUUACACCUUUGCACUGUGCGGCACACUCUGGAAGUCUGGAGUGUCUUCACUGGCUGCUCUGGCAUGGAGCUAAUAUAACAGAUACAACUAUCAGAGGCUGGACAGCAGCUCACCUUGCCGCUAUCAGAGGCCAAGAUGCUUGCAUGCAAGCUUUAGUUAUAAAUGGAGCAAAUCUAGAAGCUCAAGAUGACAAAGGACGUACUCCAUCACACCUAGCUGCAGCUCAUGGUCAGUCGUACACAUUACAGACGAUUCUCCGCAAUGGAGUGGAUGCUAAUGUUUCAGAUAAGAAUGAUUGGAAGCCAAUUCAUUAUGCUGCUUUUCAUGGCCGCUUGGGUUGUUUGCAGCUUCUUGUCAGAUGGGGAGCUAGUAUAGAUGACGUGGAUGACAAUGGAAAUCUUCCAGCUCAUUUGGCAGCAAUGGAGGGCCACCUGCAUUGCUUUAAGUUCUUGGUUAGCAAAAUGGCCAGCGUGACACACACAUUGAAGGCCAGGAAUGACCAUGGGGAGACCCCAAAGGAUUUGGCCCAGAGGUUCUACAAGGAUAAUAUUGUAGAGUACGUUGACAGCGUGGAGCAAGAGCGAGACCAUCCGUUCUGUCAGGAAGAUUUAGCUUUCCCAGCUCACACUGCUGCCUUCAAAGGAGACCUGGUGACACUUAAAAGAUUAGUGGAAAGUGGAAUAAUCAAUAUUAAUGAGCGAGAUGAUAAGGGAUCCACUGUUAUGCACAAAGCUGCUGGGCAAGGACACAUAAACUGCUUACAAUGGAUGAUUGAAAUGGGAGCUGACUGUCACAUUACAAAUGAAGCUGGAGAGACACCAAAGGAUGUAGCCAGGAGGUUCGCUCAGCUGGCAGCUGUGGAACUUUUAACCCAGGUAACAGGAGACAACUCGGAUGAAGAAUUAGAUAUCAAUGAUGUAAGGUUUUUUGAUAGACAUGGUGUGGAAGGGAGCACAGAUAGCAAAGAAGAUUUAACCCUAGAUAAAGUCAACAAAAGAGAUGCACGCAUAAGAGCCUAUCAAAGGAUUGAAGAACUUAAGCAACUUCUAGAAAUUGCCUGCAGCAACUACAAACAGCUGGGGGGAAUAACUGAAGAGGAGAGAGUGAAGAAGAAAGAAGAAAGGGAGGCUGACAAGAUGAUGAGAGAGCUGGAGGCCCAGCUGGAGUACGAGCGGGUGCGUCGAGAGAAGCUGGAGAGCCAGCUGGAUGAUUGUCGAGCAGAGAUCGCUCGUCUCAAGGAGUGCCUGGGGAAGGUGCCAGUCUCGCCCCUGCCCACGAGGGAAACUGAGGCUCCUUCUGACUUGGGUAAAGAGAAAAAGAAGGUGAAGAAGCCACUCAGCAGCUCCGGAGGUGUGUUUGUGAGACGAUGCUGAGGGGUGCGUGGAAAGCAGCAUUCAUCUCGUUCAUCUCGGGAGCGUGGCAGGCAAUUAGGAAGAGGUGUUCACAAGGGAAUGCCAUUGUCUUGUAGAACCCUCAGGGCAAGCCCCCAGUAGAGUUUGGUGAGCUGAACCCGUGCCAAACAGCAGGGUUUGUACUCUAGUCCUCUCUCAGAGUAAGCUCCUUGCAAUAAACGCAUCCUAAUACAUCAGUAGGGGGAAUGGAAGUCUUUUUUUUGUACUAUCCUGGCACUGGGCAAGGUGCAACAUUUUGUGGGACUGCUGGUAUAAUAAGCCUGUAGCCUAACACUGGAUGCGUCUACGUGAGAUGUUUACUGCGCAUUAGACUAAUUGAAUCAAAUGGCGGGGAGGCAGCAGGGGAGCCAAUAGGGGAAGGCAGCUUGACCCCUACCCCUUUCCCCCUGCUAUCUGUCCCUCCAUUGCCUCUGCCCACACCCUCAGCCUCUGUCCCAUCCCUUCCCCACACCCGCUUACCCUUUCUCCAGCACUGCAGGCUCUGUCCCUGCUCCAGCCUGGGGCAUGGAGCACGGGUGGUCUGGUGGCAAUGGUGGCAGAAGCUCUGGCCAGGCCCCAGAGUUGGGGCUGGAGCUGCUAGGCUGCUGUUGCUGCUACAAGACUGGGCUGGGGCUGAAGGAAGCACGUGCUCCAUGCCUCAGGCUGGAGUGGGGAUGGAGCCUGCAGUGCUGCAGCAAGGGUAAGCAGCAGGUGGGAGGGGGCAGAGGCUGCAGGGGGAGGGAGGAAGAAAUGGGGAAAAGGGGCCACAGGCUGUUGCACGGGGGGAGAACUGGGGAAGGAGGCAGCAAUGGGUGGGGCAGGCAGAAGCUGCGGUUCCAGCCCUAACCCUGGGUUGGGGCCAGAGCUGGGGCCACACCACCUUGUAGUGGUUGUAGUUGAUUCCUUGUAGUUGAUUCCAAGAUGAGCCCCACGC
Molecule: messenger RNA, 2477 nt
Organism: Alligator sinensis (Chinese alligator)
Lineage: Eukaryota; Metazoa; Chordata; Crocodylia; Alligatoridae
Gene: ANKRD42
Product: ankyrin repeat domain 42
Exons: 12
Coding region: 17-1525 (502 amino acids)
Molecular function (GO): protein binding
Source: RefSeq, a predicted model, not a curated record